GCCCCUGAAGCAAUAUGUAAGGACGAAAAAAGAAGAAAAAGAAUUAAAGAAAAAGAAAAGUACGGAUGAAUCCAAGCGUGCCCGAUAUGUCGUCGGCUCUCUGGCCCCCCAUCCCUGUCCGUCCCCUCUCAUCUCAACUCCUCUCAACUCGUCCCGUUUGCAUCUCCACGCCCCGUGCCGGGAUCACCUGAAAUGGCCGACUACGAACAGUACACAGGACCAGGGUGGAUCGCCCGUCAGGUUGCCUCGCUCGUCUUGGCAGGUAGGAGCCGACAUAUGGGCCGCCAAGGUUCAAGUGUCCAGGACAUUAAGCUAGGUUCAUAUUUAUAUAUAUAUAUAUAUAUAUAUAUAUCCCCUUCCUCUACGCCAAGUUCUCUCUUUGAGAUCCCGUCUCUUUUUUUGGAUUCUACCCUUCUCUCCCUGCGUUUCUUGCGUCCUCCUCUUCUCUCUUUUUUCUUUCUUUUUCUUGCACCUAUAUCCGCGCGCCUGCUCGCUGCGUCACAUUCCUUCUUCUACGUCCAGGCCGACGAUCUUCUCCCCUGUCCGUGACACUUUGAUCCCAAGCUCAACAGCUCAGCCUCACUCAACAUACCCUGCGCUUUGUCGUCAACUGCAAACCCUUAGACCUCUGA
Sodiomyces alkalinus F11 is the source of this 632-nucleotide messenger RNA. RefSeq lists its product as hypothetical. The transcript has 2 exons. The record is from RefSeq and is a predicted model, not a curated record. NCBI's taxonomy places the organism in Eukaryota, Fungi, Ascomycota, Sordariomycetes, Glomerellales, Plectosphaerellaceae. The coding region runs from base 193 to 549 and encodes 118 amino acids.